AUGCAGGAAGAAACGGUGAAAGCAGACGAAGAGUCAUGGACACAAACGUUGAUAACCAUAACCCCCCAAGAAGAUGCUGGGAUUCGCACAAUAACUGAAACAACAUUGAUAUCGGGGGUGAGCGACACUCCCCUAGUCUUGGGUGUCGACAACGUGAUAAUCAGGAGCAAUGUGCAGCUCAAAACGAUAAGACGAGACUUGUUAAUAACUAUUGCCGAGUUAGAGAAACGAAUAAGUUGUAGUGAUGCGGGAUGUCAAACUUACCUUCGGGGCGUACCCAAGGUCGAAUUGCUGUCCCAGUAUAAAGAUAAGGCAACGCAGACAAUGUAUUUGGGAAGAAUUUGUCCACACGACCACAAUUUCGAAGAUAUCGCAAGUAAUCCCACACAUAUACGAAUAAUGAACGACCGAAUCAUAACUGUAGCAGAGAAAAUAACCGAAAUUACACAAACUGUUAUUAAAUUCGAUGCGCAUACGUCGAAUGCUCGUGUGAUUGAUCGUCUGACUAAGGGAGUCGCGACAGAAGAUUUGCUGGAAGAUUAUAACAUAGUGGAAAGCGCGGAAGCGAACGCCUAUGUCACGGACAUUUUUUACCACAUAAUGAACAGAGUAUUCUGGCUCUCUGAUCCCGGCUGUAGUUUUCCCGAAAUUAAACUCAAGCACAAAGAGAUACAGACUUGUAUCAAAUGCUAUAACAAUCUUGGAAAGAUUGUUCUCGAUGCAGACACGCAAACCAUUCUGACCUGCGAGCCAAGGCAAUCCAAUACAAACUUACUUACCGAGUGGACAGCGGUAAGAUCGUCUCUGCGCGAUAUUAUUGAGGAAUGCGUGGAAAACGGUAUUCGCCCACUGGUGACUGCGGACGUGAUACUCCACGACGUGGUCGAAAGAUGCGCCGGUCAAAUCCGUUUACCGUACAGAGAUGAAAUGUUACAGACAUUGGCAUCGUGCCAAGCACUCGAGGGCACGAACGACGAGAUACUUAGAAAGCUACGACUCGAUGUUAUUGUUGAUACGUUCGAAUCGUCGGUAAUAGCAUUAUCAGUCGUUGGGGUUCUCUUGUGUAAUACUUACUUUGAAAUACACCAAAAAGCCCCUGCCGUUGUCGCAGAUAUCAUAAACCGUCUGCUAAAGAAGUCUGUGUUUGUCGCUGAAAAAGUUGCAGCGAUCCGCCAAGAAGGGGCAUCACAUAAGCCACUGGAUGAUGUGCUUGCCGCGAGAACGCGACGACUUAGAGAUUUAUUGGAGAAUAAAACCGUGGCAACGCUCAGCACAGGUACACAAACCGGAUUGGCUGGUGUGCCAGACCUGAUAGAAUUGAAUGAAUCUAAAAGAACAACCUGCUCGACUUGCGUAAGACGCUCAGAGUGUUCUGUUUGCGUGGCGAAUGGUGAUAAAGAAUGGAAUGCUCCAUCUGGAGUCAGGAGGGAAGAAAUCCAUGGGAAGAUACUCAGAACUCAGGAUAUUUUACUCGCAUACAACCCCUGUUACGUGAUGGCAACACCUUCCAAAAUCAGCGAAAAUCAGUCUUCCGUUACACUAUCGAGUCAGUUUCACACAGUGCCCAUAUCAGCUUCGGCGAAAAGAACGCAGCUCCUCUUGAAAGCUAACCUUCGAGCUUCCAUUUCAUCCUCGACGUCUAGCUCAAUUCAAGACAAACCACAAGCUCAGAGACAAGAAUCCAACUGCAUUCGACCGUUGAAUACAAAACUGUCAGCUGCAGGGUCGUCGGAAGAGUGGGGAAAAGUGGUGCAGGUCUUUACAUUUACUCCCGAUGCGUGGUCGGUAUGCGGUCCAAGCCGUUGUGGCAGCGGCACUGUCAUAAACCGGUACCCAAUUUCGUCGCUGCAAAUCUCUGGAAUACAACACAAAGAGGAGUGUACAAGGAGCGGGUGCAACUUGCCCAUACAGUCCAUAAAGGCUUUGCGUAUUCUAAAAAAUAUUUUUAACCGAAAGCAAGGAUCAUGCAGCAAUUGCACGUGCAAUCCUAAAGGAGGGCAAGGGAGCAGAGGAAUUACAAGUACCACACUGCCUCCUGCCGUAAUCUGCAGCAAAUCAUCGGGGAUAACUAAGGAGGAGAGCAAGGAUGGAGCAAAAUUGAAUUGCGUCAUAAGUAAUUCGCUGUAUGAGGUUCAAGCUUUGAAGCUCUGUGAGCGUAAGUCGCGAGAAUUGGACUCUGGUAAAAAACCGUACGGGGAGAGUCUUGAGGUAGUUCCGAUUAUUCGCUUACCAAGUCGAAAAAGUAAAAGCUAAUCAAUAACUAAAAUCAGAGAUUUACCACCUCUUCAAUUUUUUUUUUUUUGUCGAAAAGUAAAUAUUACUCGUCCAAUUGAAAUUUAGGUAGUUCGAUGUCAUAUCAUGAUUUCAGUCGUUGAACGCGGCAAAAAAGCGUAAUGCAAUGAAAUAGAAAUUAAUUUUUUUCAUCGAGCAAAUGUUCUUAAAAAAUCAUUAUUAUUGUAACAAUGGUUUGAUCGCAAAUCAGAUUCAAUUGCGUUCUCAUACAGCUGAAGCAUCAACAACGGCUCUAUAAUAAUCGAUACUUGAAAUGAUACAUAAUAAUUAUAUAACAAAACAAGACUUAGCAGCUAAUUGUUAAGAAUAAAUGCCUAAUUUAUUCUGCAAAGGAUAUCCGCAAAAGGAUCCUCUUUUCCGUACAGCGGUUGUUUAAGUAUAUUACCUCACAAUUGAAGCUCUAAUGAAUGGAUGACCUAAUGAUUGACAAUUGCAAUAGACAUGGAAUGAAACGUAAUUUUUACGUCUAGAAUGAACGAAUACACGCAUCAGUAUGAAAGGCUAUGCCAAGGAGCACGAGGUUCUAAUAGGCCGAGUUUCAAGCGAGGAAGGUUUUGAAAAUCAUAGGAACCAGGUAUUUAGAGCACGAUACGGGCGUUUUCAAAAUUCCACAGCUUUUACCGUGUAUUCGUAUAUAUAUACAGAUGGUGUCUUGACGUUGUCUCGAAUUGCGGACCCACGAUCAGACGAAGUGGUAAUAUUUUCAGGCUACGUUUCGAAGCAGAAUUGAUACUCCUUAGAAUCGACUCCGUGUUCGCAAGCAUCGGUAAUAUUUCGUCUUUCUUUGAUUUUAGAUCAUUUGGUCAUUCUCUUUCUCUUCCACUAGGUAAAAAGACAUAAGUAUUUAAAGAACGCGACCAACAUUAUUUCUUGUAGCUCGCGCUUCUCUGUGGCAGGUAUUUAUCUAUCGAUCUAUACAUCUGACUAACUAUCUGUGUACUUGUAUAACAACUUGGUCGAAAAUUUUGUAUGUAACACCUACACAAAUCUACGUAUUAGCACGUACUUGCACAUUCUAAAACACAUGCGUUUCUAGCUGUUAUUAGUUACUCAACACUGGAACAUAUCGAUGACAUGAUCAAUCUACGUCGAAUAAUCAAUUGGUCAGACAAGGUGAUGCCGUAUCAGAAAUAAAUU
Messenger RNA from Neodiprion fabricii, 3429 nucleotides. RefSeq lists its product as uncharacterized. Lineage: Eukaryota; Metazoa; Arthropoda; Insecta; Hymenoptera; Diprionidae. The transcript has 5 exons. The record is from RefSeq and is a predicted model, not a curated record. The coding region runs from base 1 to 2253 and encodes 750 amino acids.